Molecule: messenger RNA, 1100 nt
Organism: Chlamydomonas reinhardtii
Lineage: Eukaryota; Viridiplantae; Chlorophyta; Chlorophyceae; Chlamydomonadales; Chlamydomonadaceae
Exons: 3
Coding region: 613-957 (114 amino acids)
Source: RefSeq, a predicted model, not a curated record
CUAAUGAGGCCUUUACGCUUGGCCACACGGGCGGGGCAAUUGGGGAGGGCGUUUCCUGGCGCCCCGCAACAGGAGCGCGCGCCCUCACCUUUCUCCCUGAGUGCUGGUAUAUAUACAAUCAACGAAAUGACAUGUUGGUUUGCUUUGCAACACAACGCAGGUGGUUCUGGGGCGGUCAACGCGGAGGCGGUUGCCUUGACCCGCCGACCGUUUUGGCACACCUGAGCCGAGACUGACUGCGAACCGGCUCGGCCUGGCCAUGCCGUACGGGGCCCCGUAGCGCAGGCCCCGGGACCCUGCCGCUAUAAAAGCCGGGCGCGCCGGCUCAUUACUAUUAUGACAUACAACUCUCCAGCAGCCACUACUCCACCGGGUAGCCUUCGCAACCUCUUUCAGCCUUCCGAGCAGCACAAAGCCACUCCCUUGCUACUUCUUGUCGCGACCCAGUUCGCCCCACAAGCCUCCCCGCUCGCUGACCACCGCACUAUACAGACGCCACUCGCUUGUGUCAGUGCAACUCCGUCUUGCCCGCCAACGUCCGUGCACGCUGCGCACCUUCCAGCUCGCUCUCCUACGCACAUUCCUCGGCGUCGUCUUUCCCUCGGCAUCAAGAUGUGCCUUCAGAUGCUACUCAAGUCUCUUGAGCACCCUAAGCAGCGCGGCAAACCGCAGGUUGUCGACUGCGGCCUGCGGAACAGGCCCGCUCCUUCCGGCGAAGAUAACCCUGUGCUCCUCGCGCAGCUGUGCGCGCUGCUGUGCACGCCGCCCGCCGGUGGGGUGAAGCCUUACCGGCCCGAGGCCCGCUUCAUGCGUGGCUCGCCCAAGACGGCGGAUGCUGAGGGCGGCGUUGUGGACCCCCUCUUCCUUGAAGGGCUGCGCCGCACCCUUCUCUGCAAGGUUGACAAGCCCACACGCGCAACGUCAAGGCCCGUCAAGGUGCUGGUCACCGUCUUCUGAGACUGAGGCCAACUUCUUGCUUACUUCGGCUAUCCAGCUAGCCGCCACUCAGCUCUGGACAAGAGCUAGUGGCAGUGCGACACCGUUUCCUUAAGUUAUAGACUUGUAGCUUACCAGUUUGUUGCUUGAGACCAUGCCGAAAC